GUAAAGCAGGAAAGAACAAGUUUGAAUAAAGUAAGGAAAGAAUCGAUAAUGCAAAUAUGAUCGAAAGGCAGCUGAUCAAAUUGUCGCGGCCUCCUCCAUUGUCCGAACUCGCAGAAAAGGUAACUGCCACUCAGACAGAGGUUAAUCAAACCUUAGAAAGCACAUUCAACGGCCGCACAGAGAACUAUUCAUACCCUUUCAAAGAAGCUAUUUUCAACCACAUAAAAUCUGUUCGUAAAGACACAGAUCGGCUACGACUAAAGAUUCUCUCAUUUCGCAUCUGGUGUGAGCAAUAUAAUCUAUGCAAUGAAAUCAUCUUUCAUCAAAGCAUCAGUGGUUUAGUGGUAAAAUCCAUCGUUGCCAUCGAUGGGCCCCGCGUUCGAUUCGCGGCUGAUGCAUGAUACAGACUCCUAGUUCCGCUAGGAAGCGUUUAAUUUUCCACAUUU
Messenger RNA from Aplosporella prunicola CBS 121167, 446 nucleotides. RefSeq lists its product as uncharacterized. NCBI's taxonomy places the organism in Eukaryota, Fungi, Ascomycota, Dothideomycetes, Botryosphaeriales, Aplosporellaceae. The record is from RefSeq and is a predicted model, not a curated record. The transcript has a single exon. Bases 57 to 401 code for a protein of 114 amino acids.